This is a messenger RNA of Penicillium salamii, 1086 nucleotides long. NCBI's taxonomy places the organism in Eukaryota, Fungi, Ascomycota, Eurotiomycetes, Eurotiales, Aspergillaceae. The record is from the annotation of a GenBank genome assembly.
AUGAAACUCUCAAAGGCUGCCAUUCUCUUUACUGCCGUUGAAGCCGUAAAAGCUCUACCAUCAUGUGGGAAUGCACUCGAUGACAACCAAAAUUUGACGGUGGCCUUGGUGCGAAGUGCUCCUCCCAACUGGCCCCUCCCGCUCUUGAGCUACAACUGGACUGGGAUUAAAAUCAACAUUAAUGAAUCGGUUGACCAAGGCAUUCACUUGAUUGAAGAUGCCUCCAACAAUGGAGCUGGGAUGAUUGUGUUCCCAGAGCUGUGGUUCCCCGGGUUCCCCAAAGGGAAUAGUGUCAACAACUGGACGCAAACUCACUUGCCGUCCUAUAUCGAAAAUUCCCUGGUUGUCGGUGAUGCGAACUGGAAAAGGCUUGUGGAUGCAGUCAAGAAGGCUGGUAUUUAUGCGGGACUCGCCUUUUCCGAGCGACUGGAUGAUCAUAUCUACAUGGCGCAAUCUUUAAUCUCACCCCUUGGAGACAUUCUUAUCCAUCGCCACAAGCUAAGGCCAUCAGGUUCUGAAAGAUCGUUCUUUAGUGAUGGUACUAUGGACGAGCUUCAAGUUGUUACUACUGCGCGCGGAAGGAUUGGAAUGUUGGAAUGCGGAGAACACAGCUACCCCAGUUUGACUUUUAUCAUGCAAGCCCAAAUGGAAAAUAUCCAUAUUGGACCAUUCCCCUAUCUGGCGGACUAUGGCGACCCCGAGGCUUUGGCCUGGGAAGGUGCUACUGUCGAAGUCGCCGCUUCACGACACUAUGCAUUCAUGACUGGUUCAUAUGAAUUGAUGCCAGCUGUUGGUUUUGCUGCUGCUUUUGAACCUUCGGGUAACAUGAUUGCUCAAAUCAAUGCUAGUGUUUCUUUUGAGGAGCACCCGAUCGUUUACGCCAGUAUAAACACGACAACUUUCAAUACCUCACAGACAUACGAUGUUGAUGGCCAGAUGUCAUGGGCAGUUCUGCAGCAGAUUGUGAAAGGGUAUCCUGAUUAUAUCCCGCGUGUCGAGGGUUCUCUCGUUCCGCACAAAGAAGUUUCUGCGCGUUGGCUCCAGACAGGUGCUCUCAAAUAUCAGGAGGACGGGUCUUACAAUUAG